AUGCACACCAGAUGCUCGACGAAAUGCUGCCUCACUGUCCAUGGCGCCGGUGAAGGUCUGUGUUACUUCAAGCACUUGCAAGCAUCGCGCGCCAGCGCUCAUGAGUUCGAGGUCUCAAGCGCGCUUUCCGUGUCCGCCAAACUUCACGCGCUGGAUGAUGGUAAACAAAUUCAUGCUUUCAUUGUCAAGAAUAACAUCGUCAUGGAUGUUGCUGCAUGGAACUCUCUCAUUAAUUUCUACUUCAAAUGCGGGAGUGUUUGUGAUGCCGAAAAGGUGCUUGAUGAAAUGUCUGAAAGAGAUGUUUAUACUUGGACUGUCUUGGUUAAUGGAUAUGCUCUUAAUGGGAACUUGAGAGAGGCCAUGGAUUGUUUUGAUAAGAUGCCAUGGAGGAAUACUGUGUCUUGGAAUUCAGUAAUUAGUGCUUGCCAGAGAGAAGGAUGUGAUGAAAUGGCAAUGCAAAUGUUUAACAGGAUGAGGAGAGAAGCUGAAGUUCCGAAUAACUUGACAUUUGUUGCAGUAUUGAAGGCUUGUUCUUGCUUGCUAGUGUUGGAGAAUGGUGAGGGAAUUCAUGGUUGCAUGGUGAAGUCUUGGUGGACAAAGGAUGUUCUUGCUGGAUGCACAUUGAUGGAUAUGUAUGCAAAGUGCGGCGAUGAUGUAUCGGAUGUUUGGACAGCUUUUGGGGAUAUUGAAAACAAGAAUGUUGUUUCCUGGUCGAUAUUGCUGGCUAGUUACGCUCAGAAUGGGAAAAUUGUCGAGGCUGAGGGGAUUUUUUGUGGAAUGGUUGAGAGGAAUGUUGUUUCUUGGAAUGUUAUGAUUGCUGGAUAUGUGCAGAAUGGUCUGCAAGAUAAAGCGUUCAGGCUUUUCGGUGAUAUGGUCCGCAUCAAUGUGAAGCCAAAUACUUUUACCCUUACAAGUUUGAUGAGUGGGUGCUCUAAUCCUCGCUAUGCGAAAAUAGGGGAAUCGUUUCAUGGCUAUGUCAUACAAGUUGGAUUAGAGACAGAAAUUUCAAUAUGCAAUUCGAUGAUAACCAUGUAUGGUGAGCAGGGAAAUGUUGGACAUGCUCGUCUGGUGUUUGACAUGAUGCCUCUAUAUGAUGUGGUUUCAUGGACAGCGAUGGUGGCUGGUUAUGUCUCUAAUGGUGAUUUAUUUGAAGCUCAUCGAAUGUUCGAUAGCAUGCCGGAGAAAAACCUGAUAGCUUGGAAUACAAUGAUGUUUGGCUACCUUCAGAACGGAAAGAACAUUGCAGUUGAUAAUCCACACAAGUUACAUGAUCUGUUUAUCUCUGUUGAUGAUGCACUAAUGUUCUUUCAUGAAAUGGAAACAUCGGAUGUGAAACCUGAUCAUUUUUCCUACAAUUGUGCUCUAAGUGCUUGUGCUAGUGUAGGAGCUGUAGAGCUGACCAGGACCACUCAUUGCAAAGCCCUGAAAAGAGGGUUUGAAUCAGAUGUAGGAGUGAGGAAUGCACUGAUCACUGCCUAUGGGAAAUGUGGAUGCAUUAGAGAAGCAGAGAAGAUUUUCAGUGGCAUGAACAGUCCUGACAGGAUAUCAUGGAAUGCAUUGUUGACUGGGUACUCACAGAACGGAAGAGGAAAUGAAGCAUUGGAUUUCUAUGAGGUAAUGCAGAAGUCGAGAAUUGAGCCAAAUCAUGUCACUUUCAUAAGCUUACUUUCAGCAUGUAGUUACAUUGGAGAGGUCAAGAAAGGUCAGUGUUUCUUCGAUGAAAUGGUGAACACUCAUGGGAUUAGUCCUACAAAGGAACACUAUGCCUGUAUGGUUGAUUUACUUGGACGAGCAGGCCUACUUUCUGAAGCUGAGGCUAUAAUCAGAAAAAUGCCCAUCAAACCAGAUGCAGCAGUGUGGGGUGCUCUAAUUGGUGCUUGCAAAAUGCAUGAAAAUCCUACAAUUGGCAGGAGAGCAGCAAAUCAAAUCUUUACUCUUGAACCAGACAAUUCAGCUGCUCAUAUCACAUUAGCCAAAACUUUUGCGGCUGCCAGGAUGUGGGAUGAUGUAGCAGAAGUGAGGACAAUCUUAAAGGAAAAGAAGCUAUUAAAAGAGCCUGGAUGCAGUUGGAUUGAGAUCAGGAACCAAAAACACGCAUUUCUUUCUUGUGGCAUCACACACCUUCAAAAUAAUUUGAUUCAGGAAACACUCUCUUGUCUGUAUUGUAACAUGAAAGACAGGCUAUGCACAACUUUCUGA
Dioscorea cayenensis subsp. rotundata (Guinea yam) is the source of this 2199-nucleotide messenger RNA. RefSeq names its product pentatricopeptide repeat-containing protein At2g13600-like. NCBI's taxonomy places the organism in Eukaryota, Viridiplantae, Streptophyta, Magnoliopsida, Dioscoreales, Dioscoreaceae. The transcript has a single exon. The coding region runs from base 1 to 2199 and encodes 732 amino acids. The record is from RefSeq and is a predicted model, not a curated record. Gene Ontology annotation, molecular function: protein binding; RNA binding. Gene Ontology annotation, biological process: RNA modification.